Molecule: messenger RNA, 1039 nt
Organism: Aspergillus glaucus CBS 516.65
Lineage: Eukaryota; Fungi; Ascomycota; Eurotiomycetes; Eurotiales; Aspergillaceae
Exons: 4
Coding region: 452-1003 (183 amino acids)
Source: RefSeq, a predicted model, not a curated record
CAAAGGAUUGAUAGUCAUUUGUUGCGCUGAGGCUGUUACCUUGUAAAUUGCAAGUAGUGUGUCUAUGUGAGUUGCCAUAGUAAUUUGGUGUGGUCACACAUUUGCAUUUAUUGUUGUAUCACACUGCUGAAUUGGGCAUAGCAUUGUGCUGAGGUGAGCAUGUUUAUGUUUGUUGUGUAGGGCUCUUGGCUUUUUCCUUUUCAUAGCAAUGCUGCAUUUCUUCAUGCCAGUACAACUUUUUGCCAGUAAGUUGUAGAGUAUUUCUUUUUGCUUUGUUCAAUUAUCUGUAUGUCCUUCUCUUUGCUUGCACAUUUUCAACUCAUUUGGGGUUGUUUUGAUGCAGUAGUACUGUGUUGGUGUUCUUUGUUGUGUCAGAGCUUUUGUGUGCUUGUUGCACUGUUUUCCUUCUUUUUUCUGUGCCAACUCCUGUCAUGUACAUAAGGAUAAUAAAAUGUGCAUCUGCAUAUUUCAAAAAAAACAACAUCUCUGUUGCAAAUGGUUCCUAUUUAGCGCGCUAAUAUCAUCUGUAGGAAUCUCAGGAUGGUGCAGCAUGCUUGUGAUCAUGUUCAUUUUCCUGCUUCCUGACAUGACUACCCUUUUACUCAAAAGGAGCUCAAGACCAUCUGCCAUGCUGGUCAAAUUCUGUGAAAGUGCAGCAGGACCUGAUCACUUGCAUAUACAGGAGGAUGGAGACGUGGAAAUUAAUGAUAUGGAGGAAUUUGUCAGAGAGCUAGCAGAGGAGGUUGCAGCUGAGCAGGAGGCUGCCAUGAUUGGUGUGCUCAAUGCGUCUGAUACCUGGCAGUGGAUCCCUUGCAUGUUUGCAUAUUCAAGAGUCAUGUGGAUAAGUGUCGCAGGUGCAUUGAACAGGGUCAUGGUGGUGGUUUGGCUUGUGUUGAGACUCCUUGCAAGAGCAAUGAACAAGUCUGCCAUUUGCUCUACUGGGCUCACCAGGCUCAUCAUUACAACACAGACAUCGCGAAGGUGCGGGUUAUUGGUAUGGUGAAGAAGGUCAGGGUGGACAUGAAAUGUAAGCCUAUUC